AUGGAGUUAUUGUUUGUUGUAUUUAAUUCUUUUAUAAUAUACCACAACAACGGCAAUAUGUAAAAUUUAUUGACUUUUGCCUUAUCCAAAGUCGAACUUGUGCAUUCGAUCUUCGUAAUCUAACAUUAAGAAAUAUUUUUAGAUCGUUCAUUAAAGUAAUGAGCUAUAUUUCUUAUGGCUAUCGGGAAUAUAAGCGAAACGUAUUCUUGGCGGAACUAAUUGUAAUGGUUAUCGCUACGAUAUUUUUGGAAUUUUUUGUUCAAUAUUUGUUUAUUAUUCAUAGAUGCAACAAUUAUGGAUUAUCGAUGAUUAUCAAGUAUUAUAUGUCAUCAUUUGUACGGUUCACGACUAACGAAUAGGAUAUGUAAAAAAGAAAAUUAAACUAUUGUACCGAUUCUUAUUAACUUCGUUCCAUAAAAGUUAAUAUUCGAUUAAUAUUUAAUGGCAAAUCGAUUAGUUCCGCCAAAAUAUUUUAGUUAAAGUCAAUAAUGAUUAGCAGAGGGCGCUGUACCGUUUCCAUCAAAGAAGUAAAAAUGGCGGAGUGUGGCUUGAAGGUUGUUGGAAGCGACAAGUCGCGAUGGACUAAUUUAUAAGUAUUAAGUAUUUAAACGUGCGGGAAACAAUCUAAUAAUGUGUGGUUAGAGAUGGCGAGUGAUGGGAAUAGUGAAUCCAGCGGAAGUGACUCUGGUUCUACUCCGGAAGAGGAACGAAUCAGGAGAUUGUUUCAAACGUGCGAUGGGAAUGGUGAUGGAUAUAUUGACAGCCAAGAUUUGUUAGCAGUUUGUCGUCAGUUAAAUUUGGAACAUUGUGUUGAAGAAAUUAUGGAACAACUUGGAGCUGAUGAGCAGGGUCGUAUAUCAUACAGUGAAUUUUUAAGAAGACGAAUGCAAUUAAUGAAUGAGAUUAAUGCACUUACAAUGCAAGACCAACUUCAAGAUCCAGAGCAUAGAACUAAUACUACAGAUAUUCAUGUAGCACCACCACAACAAACAUCACCUGCUCCAGGAAGUGGGAGCACUGGUCAUUGGCCAACUGGCAGUGAUACUAGUCAAGGUGCUGCAUCUGGAAAGCAUGAAAGUUGGGAAUUUGACUCUGGUGCACGUGAUCUCAGUCCAGAACCUAAUACAUUACAGAAAUUAAUUGAAGCAGCAGGAGGUUCUAUUAGUGGUAACAGCAGUGACUUAUUGGAUUUGGCUAACAAGCUCCAUUUGGCUGCCCUGGCUUCACUGAAGGGAGAAAUACUUGAAUUAACAAAUCGUUUACAACAUAUUGGUCAAGAGCGUGACAUGUUAGAAAGACAACUUAAUAGAUCCCAACUGGAUAGAUUACGUCUUGCUCGAGAACAUGAAGAAAGAUUAGACCAGCAAGCACAGAGAUAUGAAGAACGCUUGACUGAAUUACAUAGCAUCAUUGCAGAAUUAUCUAAGAAAUUGGAAAUACAAAGGACUAAUGUUAUAAAAGAAGAAGAUGAAUUUAGUCAGCAGUCUGGUGAGGAAUCAAGGCAAAGUGAAGCUCAAAGUCAUUGUACUAGCAACGAUAAUAAUGCAACAGAAUCUUGCAGUGAUAGAGAUUUCUUUUUAGGGAAUGAUUCUUGUGUGGAAUUAUCCAGAUUUGGUGAAACUGAUUCUCAUCCAGAAGUUACACGAACUAUCCUUCAAGAUGGUGAAGAAGCAAGCAGUGGAUUAGGAGAUAAUGAAAGUUCAGAAGAUAGAUUAUUACAGUUAAGAGAAGUUAGUGAUCUUCCUGCACUCACAGAGAAUAGAGCAACUUCUUGCCAUAGCUUGCAGAUUUCACAAUUGCAAGAAGAAGUAUUGAGUCUGAGAGCAGAAAAUACAGCAUUGCAAGAGCAGUUAGGAAGACAAGAAGCUGAAUUGAAUCGAACCCGAGCCAGUUUAGCCAGUAGCAGAGAGGAAAGGGAUAGAUUACAGAGACGGAUUCGUGAAUUACAAACUAAGCUAGCCAGCCUACAAUCACAAAGUUCCCAAGGUUCACAAACAGGAAGUUCUCCCACUAGAAGUAAAAGCCCACAUAUAAAUCCUACAACAGGAGAAAGAACUCCAACUUCCAGAGAGGAGGUUCCAAUUGCAAAAAUGGCUGAAAGAGUCAGACUGAAAAAAGUGGAAAGUGGUGAUAGGCAUAUUCUUGGUUCAGAAAUUUCUAGUCUUGGUUUAUCAACGACAAAAGUUGCAGAGCAUUUGGUGCAUAAUGUCCAGGAAGAAUCACAUGCUCAGGAAAUAUUUCAGACUUUAUUUUCAUCAGGUUCUACAGUACCUGAGAGCAAAAUUAGAGAGUUUGAAGUUGAAAUGGAAAGGCUUAAUAGUAGAAUUGAACAUUUGAAAUCACAAAAUGAUUUAUUAAAUUUGACUUUGGAAGAAAGCAAAGGCCAAUGUGAUAGACUUAGUGUGCUUAUUGGAAAAUAUGAAUCCAAUAAUACAGCUUUACAGUUGGCAUUGUCAUAUAGUGAUCAAACAAUUGAAGCAUUUGAAGUGUUAUUAGCAUUGAUGGAAACAGAACAAGGAUUAAUUCUGUCAAAUUGCAGAGCAGCAGGACUUGGUGCACUUGUAAAAGGUUCUGGAGAAGAUGAUCAAGAAGAAGUUACUGCAUUAUUAAAACGAUCUCAAGAUAAUCGUAAAUCCGCAGAAAAUGUUGCUCGUCAUUUUCUUCAGAAACUUGACCGCAGUUUUGGAAUUGCUUGUAGUAUUCCUGGGUGUAAUCUUAGUCCUUGGGAAGAUUUAUCAUCACACAGUCAUACAACAAGUACUACAAGUUCUGCAUCUAGCAGUAGUGAUGGAGACUUUACAAAAGUUGAUGAACAACGUCUACGGGAUUACAUUGUUCAGUUGAAAGGUGAUAGAGCAGCUGUACGUACAACUGUUGUUGAAUUAGAAAGUGUUCAUGUUGAUCCUACUGUAAAAGAUCCACCAACUUUUAUGGAUGCCCAAAAACUUGACCUUGAAAAUGCUGUAUUGAUGCAGGAAUUAAUGGCUAUGAAAGAAGAAAAAGCAGAAUUAAAGGCUCAAGUUUAUUUAUUAGAAAAAGAAAAGACAGCUUUAGAAUUACAAUUAAGUAGUAGAGAGGCACAGGAACAAGCUUAUCUUGUACAGAUAGAACAUUUAAAAUCUGAAGUAAAAGAGAAUCAGCAAAUUGCUGAAAGGCUUAGAACUACUCAGGGAGGAAAAGUUAAUAACCAACAGCCAUGGCUAGAACGUAGUCCUUCAGGUGAAAUGGCUGAAGAAUUAGCUGAAGCAAUGAAACGCGAAAUGAAAAUGAAAGCACGGAUACAAGAACUAGUCAACACUUUAGAAAAAGUAACAAAAAAUUCAGAAAUGAGAGCACAACAAUCAACUGAAUUUGUGAAUGAUUUGAAACGAGCAAAUAGUGCAUUAGUAACAGCAUUUGAAAAAGCAAAGAAGAAACAACAAGCAAAAUUAAAAAAGGUAGAACAACAAAUGGCAAGCAUGGUAGAAAGGCAUAGUGCUCAGAUUCGUAUGUUAAAGCAACGAAUUGCCAUGUUGGAAGGAGAAACGGGACAUUUGAUGCAGACGUCGAACAGUGAUUUGCAAGUGUAGAAACGUUACCGGAAAACAGUGAAAUCCGAUGGAAAUCAACGCACUCCGAUCCAGACUUUGGAGCAGUUCUUUCAUUCCGUGAAUAUUUUAGCCCAUACAACUCCAGUGCCAAGAUAGCAGUACAAUCCGAACAAAAGCUGCAUCAAUCUCCGUACGUUUUUACAAUCAUGACCGGUAAAUGUCGUGCUCGUCUUCCCCCGAAAGUAUUUGCGCAGAAAGAGGUAGACAGGCCUAAAUCACACGGCUUCAAAUUUCUCUAAAGACUAUUUCGUUUAUGCCAUUUUAUAACGUUUGUAAUUGAGGCAGUUCCAAGUCGGUAAAAAUGGGCAACGUUUCUUCCAAAAUAUGCAUUUUUAAAAGACACGAUUCUUUUUUUAUUAUAUAUAUAUAUUUAUUUUUUAACCGUCUAAAUUAUUAUAGGCUUUUUUAUAUUUGUUGUUUUUUUAAUCAUUGAGUUACGAAUGUUGGUCUUCCGGGCAAAGUCAUUUUAAUAAUCGUUUCUGCUUACGUGAUCGUCGCGUUUAUUAAAAGAACUACUAAACUAGAAUUCUACGAGUUUAGCCCUUUUUUUACGCCUGGUCUCAGUAUUUUUUUAUAUUUAUAUACAAAUGAGAUUUUUAGUUUUCCCCUUUCGAAUCUCUAGCAAAUUUCAAUGGCCAAUGCUUGUUAAAGAAAAAAACAUAAAAUGAAUGUUGUUAAAAGUGUUUUUAUAUGUAUAUUAUGUAUAAUUCAGAAAUUGGCAUUGGAAUUUACUGUGUUUUCUGUAAGAUAAAUUUCACCAGAGUAAAGCAACUAAAGAAAUGGAAAGUGUAAGCGCUAGUUCCGUUUGCUUGGAAAGAGCGCAUGCGAUGGCAUUUCUUCUACCAGGCGUAGAAGGCUUUAUAAAUACACGGUGCAUAUACUGUAGUAUGGUUGUUAAAAUUGCAGUCUGUUGUUCAUCGGUGGUACCGGACAAGGCUUAGUUUAUAGCCAAAGAAUUUUACCUUUUGUAUCGAUAUUUUCAUCGAAGCAUAGGACAGGAAAAGUGAUAAAUUAUUCUACUUCCCAGCCAUCCUCGCCCUGUGCUUAGUGUGCCUUGUUCCUAUUGUGGUUCCAGAAUUUUGAAAAUCCUAGUUAUCGAUGAUAGUUUUUUAUUGUUUUUUCUAUCAUUUCUUUUUGCUGCAGUUUAUAUGUGUAAAUAAAGUUUAUAUUAGAUUGUGA
This is a messenger RNA of Centruroides sculpturatus (bark scorpion), 4769 nucleotides long. RefSeq names its product colorectal mutant cancer protein-like. Lineage: Eukaryota; Metazoa; Arthropoda; Arachnida; Scorpiones; Buthidae. The coding region runs from base 645 to 3569 and encodes 974 amino acids. The transcript is spliced from 16 exons. Gene Ontology annotation, molecular function: calcium ion binding. The record is from RefSeq and is a predicted model, not a curated record.